GGUGGGCGAGAAAGAGGCGAACGUGGCCCGUGGUGAACCCGUGGGCCGUCCGUGCCUCUCCACCGAUAGAUUUCCUUUCAGUCAGCUACGCCGAAACUCGCGUCCAAAGUGGCUAAGAGCGUAAGUCCUCGUCGAGUGCACCAAGAGUGCUCGAGCGGCGGGGAGGUACAGGUACAGGUGCAGCAGGAGAGACGUGCACCGAGGCGCAUGCCUUACCUGGGGCCUGAUAUGACAACCCGGCUGUCCGCCAUGUUUUACACGGUCGAAGUCGGGGACACCAGAUUCACCAUUCUCAAGCGGUACCAGAACCUGAAGCCGAUCGGUUCCGGCGCACAGGGAAUCGUCUGCGCGGCGUACGACACGGUGACCGCGCAGAAUGUGGCGAUCAAGAAGCUCUCCAGACCAUUUCAGAACGUGACGCACGCAAAGAGGGCCUACAGGGAGUUUAAGCUGAUGAAACUGGUCAAUCACAAAAAUAUAAUUGGCCUUUUGAACGCGUUCACGCCGCAGCGAUCGUUGGACGAGUUUCAAGACGUUUACUUGGUGAUGGAACUUAUGGACGCGAACCUUUGCCAGGUGAUCCAGAUGGAUCUGGAUCACGAGCGCAUGUCUUACCUUCUCUAUCAAAUGCUCUGCGGAAUCAAGCACUUACAUUCGGCCGGUAUAAUUCACAGGGAUUUAAAGCCGAGCAAUAUCGUGGUCAAGUCGGACUGCACGUUGAAGAUUCUUGACUUUGGCCUGGCCAGGACCGCCGGGACCACGUUCAUGAUGACGCCGUACGUGGUAACACGGUACUACAGAGCGCCAGAGGUGAUCCUGGGGAUGGGAUACAAGGAGAACGUGGACAUUUGGUCGGUCGGAUGUAUCAUGGGCGAGAUGAUUCGGGGCGGUGUGCUGUUUCCCGGCACCGAUCACAUCGACCAGUGGAACAAAAUAAUUGAGCAACUCGGAACGCCGGCGCAAGAAUUCAUGCAGCGGCUGCAGCCGACGGUGAGAAAUUACGUGGAGAACAGGCCACGAUAUCCGGGAUAUCCGUUCGACAGGUUAUUUCCGGACGUGUUGUUUCCCUCGGACUCGUCGGAGCACAACAGAUUGAAAGCCAGCCAAGCCAGAGAUCUAUUGUCGCGCAUGCUCGUGAUCGACCCCGAACGACGCAUCUCCGUCGACGACGCUUUGCUGCACAAUUACAUAAACGUGUGGUACGACGAGGGCGAAGUGAACGCUCCUGCACCAGGACCGUACGACCACAGCGUGGACGAGAGGGAGCACACGGUGGACCAGUGGAAGGAGCUGAUCUACCAGGAGGUGAUGGAGUACGAGACGAGUCACAAUCCCGCGACGGUGGCUCAGACGUCCGAGAGCGGCGGCUCCCGGUAGACACGGAGUAAAACAUUGCCAGCAUUCUCCUCGAGGACGAAUCUAGACUGUCCGAUUUAUCGUACACACCUGAUACGAUGGGAUGCAAAGAAGGGAAGAAGCGAGAAAUAGAAACCGUUCACGUCCAUGGGAGAGACGUACGUUAAACGAAGCGAAGCGGCGUUUUCGUUCGAGACGAAGAUGGGAAGACGGGAAGACGGGGGCGAGGCAGACGAGAGGACUGCGAAACGAACGAGAACGUGUAAAGAAAUUCGGUUUCUUUUUUCUUUUCCGAAAAGGGAAGAAUUGCGACGAGAGCCUCGCUCCGAAGAUGCCGUCUGAACGCGAGUGUACGAGGCAUAACGAGCGCGCGUUGCGAAAACCUACGCUCCUCUAUCCCCGUAACCAAAGCACACAGACAGUCUUCUUGCUCCUCUUUCCUCCUCCGAGAUAUUCCUCCUCCGUACAGGAAACGCGCAUUCGUUCGCAACGAACGUUCCCCGCUUACACACGAUCGAGCUUAAUAGAAAUUUGCAACGCGUUGUCGAUCGACUUCGCUCAUAGACAAAGAGAGAAAGAGAGAUAAAGAGAGAGAAAGAGAGAAAGAGAGGAUGGCCACUUUUCUCGCGUAUUCAUUCGCGACACGGAACUAAAGUCUAUCGCUCCUGCCUGAUGAUACUUUGCGUCCUUUUCGUUUCCUUGCCUGCUAUCCCUCUGUCGUCUUUGCAGCUCCUCCGUUUAUUUUUCGUUUCGUCGUUCGAUGCACGGCGAUACCAAGAGAAGCGAAUACGGUAAAAGAAUUUAUUCUUCGUUGCGCUAUCGAUUCACCGAUGGGCUUCGUUGUUCGAAGAGUUUAAGAGGGAAGGAAGAGUCAAAGACUAGCGGUAGCGCAACGAAAGAGAAAAUUUGGUGAACGAUUCGAGUCGUGUUCCGGCAUCGAACGCGUCUAAGAAGUAAGCUGCUUUUGCAAGGAGUGUGACAGAAACGUAUAUAUCGUAAGAGCGUAAAAUAAGAUGUCGUCGAUCGUAAAAACGCAGUUUUCUACGUAAUUCCGAAUGCGUCCGACGUGUACAGGGUGUCUCGUUUAAAAAGAAAAAAAAAAGAAAGAAAAAAAGAAAAAAGCUCGAGUGUUCCCUUUUCAGAGUACGAAUUUCAAUUUACCAGGAUUACGCGGUUUAAUCGACGAACGAAAUCAUUGUGUAUUUUUAUAUGCGACCACUCCAAACGCGUGCUUUUGUCUCAUCGUUUUCGCGCGCUCGUACGCCACCGAUAUUUUGUAUCGCCAACUUUGUACAAUCGUACCGUUUCUAAAUUAAACGCUUAUCCCCUCGGCAGGCAAGGGGAAGCGUGGCAAAAGUUGCGAACGAGGCGAACGAAACAGCGUCCAGCGAACACGGCUAAGCGGAGGAAUUUACCGAGAGCUAUCGUAGAGAAAAGGUCGUCGAGCAGCAUCGGAUUCGCGAUCGAAUCCGUCAACAUUUCCGAAUGCAUUGACAGUGCAAUGUCGCGGCGAUUAAUCCUCGAGUAUUACGACGACGCGAUUCGCGGUUAUACUUGUCGAAUGUCUUUAGCUAGUUAGUUCCUUAGGUAACUCGUUUUCUUUGUGCAAUCGUGCGAUCGUCGUGCCAUUGCACGACGACGAAUGCCGACGCGAUAUUUAGAUUAUACAUAUAUAAUAUAUAAUAAUAAUAAUAAUAAUAAUAAUAAUAACACAACAACACUAAUAAUAAUAAUAAUAAUAAUAAUAAUAUAAUAUAAAUAUACAAAUAUAUAUAUAUAUAUUAUAUUGUAUACACGAGAAACGCUAUACCGUAUUUCUUGGAAUUUCGCUGUCGACUAAUAAAACGGCAAUAAUUGGCGAAGCUAAUGUUUCGACGACGAUCGUUCAUAGCCGUGCGAUCGUGCACGCGAUACACGAACAACAAUACGAUUCGUUUCGGCGUUCCUUCGUUUGCUUGCUCGUCGUUCGAAGAAUCGGUUUCGCCGCGACGCAAUGCGACGCGGUGUUCCUCGACCGACGACUACGACGACGACGACGACGACGACGACGACGCUCCGGCCAGCAGCGACCCUCACACUUUACCGUUAACGCAUAUUUUAGCAGAGGAACCACGAGCGUUGCCUGUUUCGCAAAGACCGUACAUUCUAAAGUUAAGCUCGAACAAGUGGAAUGCGCGUGUUAUUACAAAGCGACGUGUUUCUGGCAAUAUCUGUACAGUAGUCGAACCGUGUUGCGAGACUGAUUGGGGUUUUUUGCUUUUUCACGACGAUGACGACUAAGACGAAAGAUUACGACUACGACUACACAGGUUAUUAUUAUUAUUAUUAUUAUUAUUAUUAUUUUUACUUGUAUUAUUACUAUUAUUAUUAUUGUAUUUUAUUUGUUUAUUAUUUUAUUAUAAUAAUUAUUAUUCUGUUCAUUAUUAUUAUUAUUAAUAUUAUUGAACAUUAUAGAACAUACCGUAUUUAUUACGAUUCGUAACGAAUCGAGUUGUCGACGAUCGAGAAGACGAUGAACAAUUGUAAUGUAAACGUUGAAUUUUUAUUUUCCAACGACGAUAGUUAUGUGAAUAUAUUGCUACAGUCCGAUCCAAAUAAUCAAGCUUUUGUAACACUAAUUAUAAUAAAGUAACGGUGAUACUGCUAA
Osmia bicornis bicornis is the source of this 4003-nucleotide messenger RNA. It is a transcript of the gene bsk, whose product is annotated as stress-activated protein kinase JNK. Gene Ontology annotation, cellular component: nucleus; cytoplasm. Bases 208 to 1377 code for a protein of 389 amino acids. Lineage: Eukaryota; Metazoa; Arthropoda; Insecta; Hymenoptera; Megachilidae. Gene Ontology annotation, biological process: protein phosphorylation; JNK cascade. The transcript is spliced from 8 exons. The record is from RefSeq and is a predicted model, not a curated record. Gene Ontology annotation, molecular function: ATP binding; JUN kinase activity.